CUCGCAGCUCGCAGUAGGUCCCAGCAGCCGGGAUCCGCAGCAGGGAGCUCGCCGGCCGACUUUGCUGAACCCCCGCGGGCGCUCUCCUGUCCAGCUUGCCCCACCAAGGGAUCGACAUGGUGGCCACCUGCCUGCACCUGGCCGGAUUUGUCUGCAGUUUUAUAGGGUGGAUCGGGGUGGUUGUGGCAACGGCCACCAAUGACUGGGUGGUGACUUGCGGCUACACCAUUACCACCUGCAGGAAGAUGGAUGAGCUGGGAUCCAAGGGGCUGUGGGCAGACUGUGUCAUGGCGACGGGUCUCUAUCACUGCAAGCCCCUCGUGGACAUCCUCAUACUGCCAGGGUAUGUCCAAGCAUGUCGAGCACUGAUGAUCGCCGCCUCUGUCCUGGGUCUUCCUGCUAUCUUCUUGCUGAUAACGGUCUUGCCCUGCAUCCGGAUGGGCCACGAGCCUGGAGCUGCCAAGUACCGGCGGUCCCAGCUGGGAGGGAUCCUCAUCAUCCUCCUGGCCAUGUGCGGCGUCGUUGCGACGAUCUGGUUUCCCGUGUGUGCCCACCGCGAGACCACCAUUAUGAGCUUCGGCUACUCCCUGUACACGGGCUGGAUCGGCUCUGCCCUCUGCCUCUUCGGCGGCUGCGUCAUCGUCUGCUGCUCGGGAGAUGCCCAGACGUUUGGUGAAAACCGUUUCUACUACGCUUCGGGAUCCAGCUCCCCUACCCACGCAAAGAGCGCUCACGUGUAAGCGUCCUGGGGACGUCCCACGGCUGCCGUCGGAUGCUUUGGCUGGUGGGUUUGUGUGCCCUGGGUUUGCUUCUACUGACACACACUGCUGUCAGGCUCCCAGGGGAAGAUUUAGAAAAGCAGCACAAAUGUCUGGUAGUUUGAAGCGUUAUUCUCCCCAUCUGUUCCCCCCUUCUCUAGAAAAGAAAGCUCCAGCCAGCCCUACCUCUUGGUCCUCCCCAUUUUGUCCUGACCACCUGCCCCAUCUUCUUGCAGCCAGGAUGACUCAGGUGGUUUGGGGUUGUCAUGUGGUUUUUAGGGUUUUUAUUUUAUUUUCCAGCUCCCCUGAUUAUAGGAGAGUUUAAAGCAAUAAAACAGAAACGAGAGAGACAUUUUCCCAUUGUUAGAAGGACUCUGGCAGCUUCUCCCACCAUGUCACUAUUUGCUUUCCCCCGUUCAAGGUCACUGCUUUGGCACGGUUUGGGCGAGAGGGUAGGGAGGAAGGCUGUACUCUCCAACCAGGCAAAUGUUUCUCUUUUGGAACAAGAGUAGGGGAAUUUUUUUCUGCCUUUCUCUGUAAAUACUUUUGUAUGAGUUUGAUCAUUUUAGUAACAGUAUUCCCCGCCCCCCAGUCAUCAGUAUGAAGGAAACAGAACCCAAAGGUCCUAAUUACAUGGUAAAUAACGGUGCCUUUUUAUAUAGUUUUAAAUGACUUUGGGGGCUCUAAUCCCCGCACUCUGGUUUGGUUUCUUUUUUUCCUCUGUACAGAUCAGUUACUAAAAAUGUAUUUUUAUGUUUUUUUAAACUCCUUGCUUUCUUCCUCUAAAUUUGUGUUCUGUCUUGCAUCAUUAAAGUAGCACAUUUUAACAGACAGUAUAAUGUACCUGUUACAAUUCUGGUGAAUACUGAUGAUGCCUUUGUACUUUCAGUGAAAUACUGUACAAUAAAUAACAGAGUACCUGCAA
This is a messenger RNA of Gymnogyps californianus (California condor), 1683 nucleotides long. It is a transcript of the gene CLDN11, whose product is annotated as claudin 11. Gene Ontology annotation, molecular function: structural molecule activity. The record is from RefSeq and is a predicted model, not a curated record. The transcript is spliced from 3 exons. Gene Ontology annotation, biological process: cell adhesion; bicellular tight junction assembly. NCBI's taxonomy places the organism in Eukaryota, Metazoa, Chordata, Aves, Accipitriformes, Cathartidae. Bases 117 to 740 code for a protein of 207 amino acids. Gene Ontology annotation, cellular component: bicellular tight junction; plasma membrane.